This is a messenger RNA of Alternaria novae-zelandiae, 384 nucleotides long. RefSeq lists its product as uncharacterized. Bases 1 to 384 code for a protein of 127 amino acids. The transcript is spliced from 2 exons. The record is from RefSeq and is a predicted model, not a curated record. NCBI's taxonomy places the organism in Eukaryota, Fungi, Ascomycota, Dothideomycetes, Pleosporales, Pleosporaceae.
AUGGUGGGGUUCACAGAUGACGCGUACAGCAAUCCCAACUGCUACGAAUUUCCCGGCAAGAUGAUGUGCAACAUCCCAAAUGCUGUCCAUGUCCGCCUCCCCUCUCUGGACGGCUACAAGAAUACGAGGAAGAACUGGAUGUCCAUCGAGAUGACAGACGGUGGUGCUGUUCAGCACGAAUUCCAUUGUUGUGACACGCGCAACAAGGUCGAUGCGCGGCUCGACACGCUACACGACCAGAUGAAAGAAGUCUUUCCUGAGAACUAUGAGAAACUCAGGUUGGUAAAUUGCAUGGUUAACAGCUGGAUGACCUGCGAACAAUGUUACGAAAAGUUCAACGUCGAGAACUGCAAGAAGUGUGGCAAAAAGUGCACAAAGCUAUAA